GUUCCCCAUUUCCCACUUCACCCCCAUGCUUUUCCUCUCUCCUCUCUCCUCACUCUCUAGUGAGUCCCUCUCCCAAGGGUCCCCAACCCCCCUCUUCCCCUUCUUUCAAAGCUCCUUUUCUUUCUUCUGCAGAAGCAAGGGAAAUAGUAAUGGAUUGAUAAACGAUUUUGACUCUGGGUAUUGCUGAACUUGCUUCUCUUGGAAUCUUGGUUUGGUUGUUCAUAGUGGGUUUGGAUCGAAGCUAUUGAAAGAAGAAUAAUAUUGGAGAAACCUAAUAUUUGUUUUUUGAAAGAUAUUGGUUUCUGCUUAUUUCAAUCGGUUUGGCGAUUUUAGCAAGUAGAACAGAAGAAGCUCUUGAUUUGUUUGGAUUGAUCUAAACUAAGGAUUCAAGAUCAAUCAUCGAUGGGAAAGAAGGUUACCAAGAAAAAAACCAAAGAAAUAAGGGAAGUAGUAGGAGAAGCAUCGUCUGGUUCAAUCGCAGAGCAGCAAAGUCAACCUCGUAGGAAACGAGGAAGACCUCGCAAAAUCAUUGAGAAUACCCAAGUCACCAUUGAAGCUGAGGAGGAGAAAAAUCAAGCAGAGGAACAAAAAGAAGAAGAAGCAGCAGCAGUGGAGGAGAGCGAAUCGAAGAGAAUGAAAAGCAGCGACGUGGAGCAGCUGAAGGGGAUUAGGUCGGUGUCGUCUUCUUCAUCCGUUGGUGAUGUGAAAGGAGGAACUGGGCCAUCUGAUGAAAGCAAGACUGAGGAACCUCCAAAGAGCAGCAGGAGAAAAAGCCAGCCUCGAAAGAGCAGCAGCUAACUUCUUCUUUCAUCUCAUCAGGUAAAUAUAUAGAUUAUUAUACAUCACAGUUCAUACCUUCACAGUCUCUUUGUGAUUGCUUCGUUUAUCUCAAUAUUAUGAACGCUCUCCCCUCGUUUUCUGGGAUAAAGAGAGAUUUAUGUUUGAUGGGUCUGUUAAUUUCUGUUAAUCUACCUCUCUUUGUUAACUGAGAGGAGCUUUGAAGAACCAGAAGGAAAAUACGAUUGAAAGUAUUGAAAUCUGAAACUGUAAAAGGAAAAAAGAUAGUCAGAUUAAUUCUUUUCAUUCUC
This is a messenger RNA of Macadamia integrifolia, 1088 nucleotides long. Its product is annotated as RNA-binding protein 25-like. Lineage: Eukaryota; Viridiplantae; Streptophyta; Magnoliopsida; Proteales; Proteaceae. The coding region runs from base 403 to 798 and encodes 131 amino acids. The record is from RefSeq and is a predicted model, not a curated record. The transcript is spliced from 2 exons.